AUGGCUCUCCGCGCGCAGUUCGAAAACAGUAACGAUAUUGGGGUAUUCUCUCGCCUAACCAAUGCAUAUUGUCUUGUCGCUUUCGGGGGUUCUGAAAACUUCUAUAGCGUAUUUGAAGGUGAAUUAGGCGAUGUCAUUCCUAUAAUCCACACGUCAAUAGCUGGAACACGUAUUGUAGGACGAUUAACAGUGGGCAACCGCAGGGGACUUUUAGUGCCAGUUACAACUACUGACCAAGAAUUACAACAUCUUCGCAACAGCCUUCCUGAUUCUGUCAGAAUCCAGCGCAUCGAAGAACGACUUUCCGCUCUCGGCAAUGUGAUUGCAUGUAAUGAUCACGUCGCGCUUGUUCAUCCAGAAAUUGAUCGAGAAACACAAGAGAUCAUUCGAGACGUGUUGGGCGUUGAAGUAUUUACACAGACUAUUGCAAAAAAUGUACUCGUUGGGAGUUACUGUGCCAUAAGCAAUCACGGAGGAUUGGCAGGCACGGUCAAUAGAGGAUCGGAAGUGAUCGGUGCCGGUCUAGUUGUAAAUGAUUGGUGCGCGUUGACGGGAGUUGAUACAACGGCAACGGAAUUAUCGGUAAUUGAAAGAAUUUUCCGACUUCAAGAUGCUCAGCCAUCGGCUAUUGUCACAGAAAUGAGGGACCCAUUGCUGGAUUCUUUAUAA
Molecule: messenger RNA, 669 nt
Organism: Paraglomus brasilianum
Lineage: Eukaryota; Fungi; Glomeromycota; Glomeromycetes; Paraglomerales; Paraglomeraceae
Source: the annotation of a GenBank genome assembly